AGGGCUUUUAGCGUUGAUUGCUUCUCAGACAUCGCUGGUUUAGACAAACCUCUGGACACAAAGCUCAGGACUCCUGGAAUCAUCUGAAUCCCAAAGAUCCGGCCAUGGCCAAGACAGAUUUGUCUGAAAUGUCAUACAUUUGAAAAAAAAAAAAAAAAAAGGUGUUUCAACGCCUCGGAGCACGGGGGACUCUGGGACAGAGGUAUGUUUACUCUGGACACCCGUUGUGGACUGAGAGGAUGAAAUUGGUCUUCUUGUGACCGUUUCAAGAGAGGCUGGACCUGAAGAGGCCAGCUAGGAAGAAGAGAGGCCACCCUGGUCUGAGCUGUAACCAUGGGAACAAGGAUGGAGGUGGCACAGCUUGAGAGUCGGAUGGACACUGAGGACUAUAGAAAGCUACAGGGCCUUUUCCAGGACGCCUCUGGUGCAUCUCGCUCCUUGUCCAGAGCGGAAUUUAUCAAUCUGGCUUGGUCCUCGGUUGGCCGUGGCUCCAAGGAGGAGUAUGGCCUCCUGUUUGACAGUGUGGUUGUCACUCAGGAGCACCGCGGCCUCCUUCUGGACAUUGAUGCCGUGAAAGAAGAGGGACGGGUCGACUGGGGAGGCCUGUGCUCUUUCCUACUACUGGAGCUUUCUGAUAAAGUGAAGAACACCAGAACUGGCAGUCUGCCUUGCUGGAAGCCCCCGCGCACUUUGACCUGUCCACAUCGAGACUCGGUCCAAAAGGUGUUGCACCUGCAGAGUUCAGGUCAGUAUCUGACCGUGAGUAAAGGAGGAACUGUGGGUCUGCGGGACGGAGAGGACAUGUCCCUUCUGCACACUUGCCGACUGCAAAACAGCACAGUCACACCCAAAGACCUGUGGGUCACAGAUAUGGUGCUGCUGCACAACGUACACAAGAUUGCUGUGUCUUUCACUAGUAAGGAGGUGUGUUUUUAUGACAUACUGUCUAAACAGGACUUCAGCUGCAAGUAUAAACUCCAGGGUUUAAAGUUUGCUCCCUGGUGUCUAGACUACUGGGUGGAUCCCUCUCACCCGGACCAGGCUGUCCUCACCAUAGGAGACAUUGCAGGACAGGUCAGUGCUCUAUAUUUUACCUCAGCUCAUAUCUCUCUGUUUGAGAGACGCGGUCUGAGGACAGACUCCGAUUCAGCAGACAUCAUCCUAUGGGACGAGUUGAUCAAAGGAAAGCACUGCUCCUGUUACACUGUGACACACCGAGCUCACGUGCCUGCCUGGGUUAGAAAAGUACAUUACCUGGGCUCACUGGAAGCCUUUGUGUCAUGCAGCACCAGACCACAGAGCAGCAUGGUUAUCGGCUGGAGAGAAAAGCAAAGCAGAAGUCUGCGAGUCACUUCUUUCUUUACAAAGCGGGGUGUGUGGGACAUGGACCACCAUCAUGGACUCAAUCUGAUAGCCACAGCAGGUGUGGAUCAUCAGGUCUUGCUGUGGAACCCGUAUGUGACCUCAGAGCCAGUUUGUGCACUCAGUGGGCACACAGGCCCUGUCUCUGCAGUUCGCUUCAUGCAGACUAAGCAACAACUGCUCAGUUACUCCAAAGAUAAGGUCCUGUGUGUAUGGGAUGUAUCUAGUCAGUUGUGUGUUCACCGCCUGGUCGGUGUCUUCCCAAAGAUGCAGGAGGACACACAAACUCUGCUGUUCCUCCAUGAGGAGCGUCAACUCCUCCUGCUUUCCUUCAACAGCCUGCUUCUCCUGCUGGAGACCAUGAAGGAAGAGAAGAGGAUCAGCAGCCACGAACACCCCGUUACCUGUGUGCUGUAUAAUAGUCUGUUCAGACAGGUAGUCAGCAGUGACUCUGCCUCCACCGUGAUCUGCUGGUUGGCUGACACGGGCCAAAAGGUCAAGCAGUUCCACCGUUGCCAUGGCAACGCUGAGAUCUCCACCAUGGCCCUGGACGGUACCCAGACCCGGCUGUUUACUGCAGGCACUGACGGAGAGGUCAAAGUGUGGGACUUCAAUGGCCGCUGCCUCCACAGAAUGAACGCCGGCCUGGGUCGGGCUGUGGAGAUCUCACAGGUUCUGCUGCUAAAGAGGAGUAUACUGGUGAUGGGAUGGGAAAGGAUGUUAACAGUUUUCCGUCUGCACUCCUUCUCGCAGCCUUUUGUUGAACCGUCAGAGUGGAAGGGAGGCGUUCAGCAUCGCAGUGAUGUGCUCUGUGCUGCAUUCCAGCCUCCACAGACUCUGGUCACAGGAAGCUACGAUGGAGAGAUUAUGGUGUGGAACAGCAGCACAGAAAAGGCUUUGAGGAAACUACGGCCACAUGCUGAACACAGAGAAGGUAAUUUCUCUGCCAUCACUAGGCUGUUCUUUAUACCGGGACGCACGUCUGAGGCUGCAGCUACAGGUGGCGCAGACUUGGUGUCCUGUGGAGGUUCAGGUGUGGUCAGACUCUGGAACACUGUCUACAGCUGUCUGGUGGGACAGUUCACAGCUCACAACGGAGACCUGGGGUCUAUAGUUAUGACUGUCAGCCCCUGUGGAAAAUAUUUAGCUACGGCAGACAGGGAGGGAACACUCAAAAUUUGGGACAUUCAGCAUUAUUGUCUCGGGCCAGAUGAUGGAAUAACCAAAGAACCCCCGAAGCUACUGGGAAGUGUCCGCCCACACCUUGACCGUGUGACUCACCUGGAGAUGUGUUUCCAUGGCGAGAGACUCCUCCUUCUCUCUGCAUCAUCAGACUGCAGCGUGGCUCUUAGCUACCUGCCUGGAGAUACCAUCGGUCUGUUCGGACAGGAGGAGAAUUGGUGCUUGGAGAGACCUGGACCUCUACAACCACAGAGGGAACGAGGGCGGACCAGAAAGACCAGGUCACCUCCAGACCCCAGUGAGAUACUCCCAGAGUCUGACACUUUUGCAGAGGGUGGAGAGGUGGGGAUUUAAAGGCUAACAUUUUUUUGGGAAUCCUGUGGGACAGAGAAUCCACCCUUGUGUCACCCAUUAGUGGGGAUAAAAGACGUGGGAGGGCUGAAGCAGAAGUGGUCAGAAGAAAACCUUCAUCCAGAUAAAGAGUUGAGUCUGUCUAAAGUGCACUGUGCUGCAGUGGUACAGCUUCAAUUCCACUGCUCUGCUUUACUGUCUGCACAGUGUUUUUGAAUUGUCCUGUAGGUAAUUAAGACGGUCUGCCGUAAUUUCUGAUGAACAACUAAGUUUUAAAGGUAUUUGACAAGACCUUCUUGAUAUUAUUUACUCUAAAUUAUAUUUUAUCAUAACAGAGAACUAGGCUAUUGUCUGUGAUGCAGUCAUAAGAACUUAAAAGGGCAUUUUAUUUCUAUGCCUUAGGACAGUGAGAUGCGUAACAGUGAAAAGUCACAACUGCCUUUCACAACCGCAAAGAAUAAAAUAGCAUUUGUGAUGCUCCCAAUUCUGUGAUUUUACUCUGAUGCUAACAGAUCAGAAAGAGAUCACCUUCAACAUUGUUUCCUGGGGAAUAAGAGUGUCUUAUGGUUUGGAGGUGAAUGCACUGUUGUACUAUAAAAGUCAGUAAAAGUUGAACAGUCUUCAAUGGGGUUCUCAAAGUCAGUCUCCCAUUCAGUGCCAAUGGAGUAGCUUCAGGCAGGUACGGUUUAACACCGUACAUCAGAAGUUUUGAUUCUCUGGUUUUCUAGACUGAACAAAUACUGCGACAAAUUUGUGAACUCAGACAUUUUAUAAUCAUUAAACUAAGUCUUAAAUGUC
Messenger RNA from Micropterus dolomieu (smallmouth bass), 3693 nucleotides. Its product is annotated as WD repeat-containing protein 49-like. The transcript has 19 exons. NCBI's taxonomy places the organism in Eukaryota, Metazoa, Chordata, Actinopteri, Centrarchiformes, Centrarchidae. The record is from RefSeq and is a predicted model, not a curated record. Gene Ontology annotation, molecular function: protein binding. The coding region runs from base 334 to 2898 and encodes 854 amino acids.